Molecule: messenger RNA, 1527 nt
Organism: Fusarium oxysporum Fo47
Lineage: Eukaryota; Fungi; Ascomycota; Sordariomycetes; Hypocreales; Nectriaceae
Product: general substrate transporter
Exons: 5
Coding region: 1-1527 (508 amino acids)
Biological process (GO): carbohydrate transport; transmembrane transport
Cellular component (GO): membrane
Molecular function (GO): carbohydrate:proton symporter activity
Source: RefSeq, a predicted model, not a curated record
AUGGCUGUCAUAUCCUCCCAAGAUACCAAUCCAGGCAAUGCUGUCUAUAAUCGAUAUAAGAACAACACGAACGAGAACUGGAUGCACGAUGCUGGCUUGAGAAAGCUCAACAUCGGCAUUGGGUUCAUGUUCGCAUCGGCUGCUGCCAACGGAUUCGACGGAAGUCUUAUGAAUGGACUCUUGACCAUCAAACAAUGGCAUGACAACAUCGGAGACGUCAGCACAAGUAUCCUUGGCCUGAUCAUAGCUGGUAUCAGCUUGGGUGGUUUGCCAGCCUUCAUCCCAGCUGCAUAUGUCAGUGAUUGGAUGGGCCGCCGCUUCACCAUCGCCUUGGGCUCUUCCAUCAUGAUCGCAGCAGCUAUCAUCCAAGCGUCUACAAAUGGACCAUGGGCAUUCCUGGGCACCAAGAUCAUGCUUGGUAUAGGCCUUGGCUUUGCACAAACAUCGGCACCACCUUUGACCACCGAGAUCGCUCACCCAAGACACCGUGCCAACGUCACCAACAUGUUCCAAGCCAUCUGGUUCUGGGGCGCCAUUCUUUCGGCCGUCGUUACUAUUGGAACACUACACAUGAGUGGCAGCUGGAGCUGGAGACUUCCCGUCUUGUUCCAGGCGUUCUUUCCAACCCUUCAACUCAUCGGUCUGACUUUUAUCCCUGAGUCCCCUAGAUGGUUGAUCUCCAAGAACAGACGUGACGAAGCUCUCGCAAUGCUCGUCAAGUAUCACGCCAAUGGUGAUACUGAGGAUGAACUUGUUCUCUUUGAGUUCAAGGAGAUCUGCACGGUUAUCGAUCAAGAGCGCGAAGCGGAGAAGAACAUCGGAUUCAUGUCAUUCUUUAAGACCAAGGGCAACCGCCACAGACUUUUGAUCUGCAUUGUCUCCUAUUACCUUGCACCUAUCCUGACGAGCGUCGGAGUCACAGACGCAGUCUCACAAGCUGGUAUCAACCUCGGCCUCCAAAUUUGGAACGCCAUUCUAGCUGCCUUGGGAGCUAUGGCUGCCGAACGAUAUGGUCGUCGACCGCUGUGGCUUCUGUCAACCAGCGGCAUGCUGGCCAGCUUCAUCGUAGUCACAGCUCUCUCAGCUGUUUUCGCCGAGCAUGGCACCAAAGUCGCAGGAUAUUGCGUGGUUGCGUUCCUCUUUGUCUUCUUUGGCUUCUACGACAUUGCCUUUACGCCUUUAUCCAUCGCUUACCCUGUCGAGAUCCUGCCGUUCGACCUGAGGUCCAAGGGACUAAGCAUCAACUUGACUGUUGUGUUCGCUGCUGGCUUCUUCAACCAAUAUGUCAACCCCAUCGCUCUUGAAGCUAUCCAGUGGAAGUUCUACUUCGUCUACAUCGCAACACUGGCGGCUAUGCUGCCAACUAUAUGGUUCCUGUUCCCUGAAACAAAGGGCAGAACUUUGGAGGAAAUUGCGGUUGUCUUUGAUGGCAUUGCUGCGGACCCUGUUCACUCAGAAGCGUCCGGGGGAGUUCUGCGCAAAUCAGUUGAGGCCGAAAGCAUGACGGCUGGAGCGGAACAUGUCUGA